Zingiber officinale is the source of this 747-nucleotide messenger RNA. RefSeq names its product 40S ribosomal protein S5-like. The record is from RefSeq and is a predicted model, not a curated record. The transcript is spliced from 6 exons. Bases 10 to 459 code for a protein of 149 amino acids. Gene Ontology annotation, molecular function: mRNA binding; rRNA binding; structural constituent of ribosome. Gene Ontology annotation, cellular component: cytosolic small ribosomal subunit; ribosome. Gene Ontology annotation, biological process: translation; ribosomal small subunit assembly. Lineage: Eukaryota; Viridiplantae; Streptophyta; Magnoliopsida; Zingiberales; Zingiberaceae.
UCUGUGUCGAUGGCAAUCCAGCAACAGGAGGUUAAGCUCUUUAAUCGCUGGUCGUUCGACGAUGUCGAGGUCAGUGACAUGUCUCUUGCUGAUUACAUCGCUGUGACUCCUCCAAAACAUGCUACAUACCUUCCUCAUACUGCUGGAAGAUAUUCUGGUAAGAGGUUCCGCAAGGCUCAGUGCCCAAUUAUUGAAAGACUUACCAAUUCUUUGAUGAUGCAUGGCCGGAACAAUGGAAAGAAGCUUAUGGUUGUCUGCAUAAUUAAACAUGCUAUGGAAAUUAUUCAUUUGCUUACUGAUGCAAAUCCAAUACAAAUUGUGGUUGAUGCGAUCAUUAACAGAGGGAGCACGCCGCGCUCAUGCAAGCCCAGAGGAAGUUUCAGAUCGCCCACUACGGGAGGACUCCGGCCAAGAUCGAGGAGUUGGCGGGUUCUAUUGAGUGUCCCGACAUUGCCAUGAGCGCCUCCCAAGAAGAGAAGAAGUGCAGCUUCAUAACACUGAGUUCAGAUCCUGUGUAUGUUGCUUAUCAUGAUGAGGAAUGGGGAGUUCCAGUUCAUGAUGACAGGAUGUUGUUUGAGUUGCUUGUUCUAACAGGAGCUCAAGUGGGGAUGGACUGGACUACUAUACUGAAGAAGAGGAAUGAAUUCAGGGUGGCAUUUGCUGAAUUUGAUGCAGAGUCUGUCUCCAAGUUCACAGAGAAGCAGAUGGUUUCCAUCAGUGUGGAACUGAAGCUGGAUUUUGGAAGAG